Messenger RNA from Panthera uncia (snow leopard), 2628 nucleotides. It is a transcript of the gene VGLL1, whose product is annotated as vestigial like family member 1. The transcript has 4 exons. Gene Ontology annotation, biological process: regulation of transcription by RNA polymerase II. Gene Ontology annotation, cellular component: nucleus. Lineage: Eukaryota; Metazoa; Chordata; Mammalia; Carnivora; Felidae. The record is from RefSeq and is a predicted model, not a curated record. The coding region runs from base 304 to 927 and encodes 207 amino acids.
AAUAAAAAAGAGCUCCCUCUGUUCCUCAUUCCUGCAGGUGCCCAACCCGAAGGACUUGUCGGAGUGCAUUUUCUGCAUUCUUAAUAGAUAGCCAGCAGGAAAUGCCUCUUAUAGCCCGGGCUGGAGGGGUAGAAAGUAGCGAGGGGAGGGUACAAAAUCCCCAGCCCCUGCUUCCGCAAGCCCUGAGCUGCUCCAAAGUGGGCCAGGCGACUCUGACCACCCCUACGCACCUUUGCCCAGCCCUGGGAUCUUGCUGUCUCAGUUUGAUGGUCAGGAGUUAAGCUGUCAUCUGCGUCCCUCACGAUGGAAGAAACGGGGAAGACCGCUAUCCAGCUGCAGAGACCCAUAAAGACUGAGUGGAAUUCUCAGUGCGUCCUUUUCACCUAUUUCCAAGGGGACAUCGGCAGCGUAGUGGACGAACACUUCUCCAGGGCUCUGAGCAGUGUCAAGAGGCCCCAGCAACUGAGCCCCUCGAGCCAGAGUGCAGAUGUGAUCCUGAGGAACGAUGGUGACAUGCCUCCGAAUCGGUGGCGUUUCUCUUCUCAGUGGACAAAGCCAGAGCCCGGAGCAUCUUUUGCAUACGGCGCCACCGACUGCAGCUUCCAUGGGCCCGGUCUCAUGACUAUGGAUCACUACCCGGUGCCCCUGGCGGGGAGCCCCUCCGUUCCGUCUGGCGAGCCGUGGCCUUACCCCUCCCCGGCCAGCCCCAGCUCCUCGGAGCCUGGCUACUCUCACGCCUACUCCGGCGGGCACGUGCCGUCCGAGCCCCAGCCUGACGGGAAGUAUGAGCCUUUCCUAAGCCUCCUCCAGCAGGACCGAUACCUAGCCCCUCCUCAGGAAGCUGCGGUGUGGGAGGAUUGCAGCUCUGCUCCGACAGCCGGAAGCACGGGAUUGACCUUCAACUUGCCUGCCGGCUCAGCCCACUAAAGCCAGUCUCCAGAGAGAAGAAAUGUGGUGGUUUUUUUUUUUUAAUUGAAUUUCAGUCGGAAGAAGAGAAUUCCUUUUCCCAAACCUGCCUGUGAUUUUCUACUGUGAAUCCUGAGGUUCUAGAGACUGCACCGUCCUUUUCCCUUUCCGUCACUAGAGAGCGUUGCGCCAGGAGCAAUUUCUGUUCUCCCUAAAAUUCUACGCUUCCCUUCCUUGGCACCUAUGUCCUGUGGCAGGAGUUCUCAAACUUCAGUGACUCCCCAGCGUAUGAAAUGUUUAAAAGAGCAGUUCAGGGACGGGGACCAUAGAGGCUCAUCCCACCCUCCCUGCCCCCAACUGCUCUCCUCCUUAGAAGUCAUAGCGCCCUUGCCCUCUACCAGCAGGGUCUUUGGUAUCGUAUGGGGCCGCCCCACUUUGCCAACCGAAUGGAGGAGAUCCGAGGAACAUCCUGAAGCUUUCUAGCCUCACCCAGACUGUGGGCCACUGCACUCCGGCCUCUGCCAAAAGCAAAAUGAACGUGCUGUCCUGAAUGAAGUACUUUCUUUUUAAUGUUUUCUUUAUUUUUGAGUGUGAGCGAGCGAGAGAAGGGGGCAGGAUCCGAAGCGAGCCCUGCAGUGAGAGCCGUAGGCCCAAUGCGAGUCUCGAACGCACAAACUGUGACAUCGUGACCCGAGCCGAAGUCAGACAAUCAACUGACUGAGCCCCAUCCCAAGCCGAACCCGGAGUAAGUUCUGUGCCAAGAGCGUUUGUCAGUUGCAGUUCCAGGAGUUUCUUCCUGCCCUCACUCCGAGGAUGAGGAUUCUGGCAUCUGACGCCCCACAGGUGUCCCCCUGGACCUUGGUGACACCUUACGGCCUGCCACGGGGCCCACUUGGCUUCCCCAAACAAUGAAACCUUCCUUUCGGCUCUUCCACUGUUAGGGACAUCUGGGAAGUACUAUCUGUCUUUUCAGUACAGAGCCGCUGGGGCCACCCAUGGGGAUACCCACGGCGUCUUAGACACAUUGGUGGGGAAACACAAGGCUUGGGCCAAGCCAUGGCAGCAGGACCUCCCUGCAGAUUGUUCCAGAUAAAGUGACAAAUUUCUCCAAACUCCUUCAUCUCGUCUCUCUAAUCUACCAGACGCCCCUGAGGCCAGCGUGAGCUUGGCAGUUAGCCUGCGACAACCCCAGAAGGCCUUGCUGUCCAUGUUCCCCGUCCACACAGCCCCCACUUGCUCCUGUGUAAUAGCUCAGGGGGUGAAUAAUAAAACUACUUUUUCGGAUCACGCUGUUCUCCGUUCCACGUUCUUUCACAUCCGUGGUCUCAGGCCAACUUCCCGGCAACCCUGGGACUGGCAUUAUUACCUCCGUGUAGUAUGUGGGUACUGAGGCUUAGGGCUGCCAAAUGACCUGCCCACGGUGUCCCCACCGCACUACAUCGGGGUGGCUCUUCCAUACUUUUCCUCCCAUCUGCUAUGUGAAGAAAGACCACAGCUCUUGCAUGAGUGAAUUACACUCAUUCUCCUGUCUCAAGAACAGUUUUUUUUCCCAGUGUGUUACAUGUGUUUCCUACAUCUGGGGAGAGAAAGGAAACUCGGCCAGUACAAUUCGUCCAAGUUAUUUACCUUCAAAAGCCAUGCUCUUUUUUAGGGCUGAUGCAUGAUUAUGCAAGUGUGUGUUCCUUGGCUCACGCCAGGAAGAUUCAUCAGUGUUCAAAGAUA